AUGGAUUCUAGCAGCGCCCAGAGUCCCAAGGCAACAUCAUCACUAGCUGCUGCCCUCGCGCCCGUGCUCAACGCCGAGGCAGCGGCUGCGGCUGGUAUUCUUCCUGCAUCGCAUUGGGCUGAUCAGCCGCUCCCUGAGGAACAUCCAGACGAUGAUACAGCUUCUACGAUUGGAUCGGUCGCCUCAAGCAGCGCCUCCUUGAGUAGCACCAUUUUCUAA
This is a messenger RNA of Sordaria macrospora k-hell, 219 nucleotides long. RefSeq lists its product as uncharacterized. The record is from RefSeq and is a predicted model, not a curated record. Lineage: Eukaryota; Fungi; Ascomycota; Sordariomycetes; Sordariales; Sordariaceae.